Perca fluviatilis (European perch) is the source of this 3747-nucleotide messenger RNA. It is a transcript of the gene entrep2, whose product is annotated as family with sequence similarity 189 member A1. The record is from RefSeq and is a predicted model, not a curated record. Gene Ontology annotation, cellular component: membrane. Bases 678 to 3101 code for a protein of 807 amino acids. The transcript is spliced from 12 exons. Lineage: Eukaryota; Metazoa; Chordata; Actinopteri; Perciformes; Percidae.
UGAAGACGCGCAGAGUGGCACAUCUCCAAUAAACGGCGUGCAUCUGAAACGCUGCUCGCUCACAACUGCGGAUAUUCAGACAUCAAAACCCCCCGAGAAAAUUCUGCGUGAUUUCAACAUUUUUCUCUGUUUAAUCUUCAAGGACUGCACCUUUUUUUUUUCUUUUUUUUUCUUUUUUUUUCUACACACGUCUUAACCAGGCUUCAUCUCUCGCUUUUUGAGUAGUUGGAGAGCCUGCAGAGGCGAGCAUGACAGCACGACAAUGGUGCAAAGGCUGGUUAACAGCAGGAUGAUGCGUUUUUUUUUUUGUUUUUUUUUCUUUUUGCCUUUUUGCGUUUUGACUUUUUAAAGGAAUGGGCUCGUUGCCGGAACAGUCGCCGAGAACGCCAGUGGUUUGUUUUGUGUAUUUAAAUAUACUUUCUGUGUGUGUUAUGGUAAACAUCUGGUGCCUCGUCCACUCCGCUCUUUCCUCACCUUCCUCCUCCCAUCCGCCGCAGCGCAUCUCUAAUUGGAGCGACUCCAAGCAUCUUAAUUGAUGGAGAUCAUCCACACCGGACACUGACCUCGAGUUUUACGCCGUUUACCAGCGCAGUGUAGGCGCAAACACAACGACUCUGCUGUUUGUGGAUGUUAGUAUCCUUUAUCUGCUGCUGUGUUUGUCGUACCCUUCAGUGACAAUGCCGGUGAACGCGCUGCACCGCGGCGGCAGCAGCGGCAUCGGCGGCCCGGGGUCCCUGAGCCCCGCGUCGCUGUCCCGCAGCCUGUCCCGGCUCAGAGAGUACCGGACCCGGACGAGGAUCAUGCUGGCUCUGGGAGUCUCUCAGAUGGUCCUGGGGUGUCUCAUCCUGGCCGUCAGCUUCGCGGCUCUGGCUCUGACCACAUCACCCAGAGUCCGGCACUCGUGUCCCUUCUGGGCAGGUUUCUCUGUGCUGCUCUCUGGACUGAUCGGAGUGGUGUCAUGGAAGAGGCCGCUCUCUCUUGUGAUCACAUUCUUCAUGCUGCUGUCAGCUGUGUGUGUAAUGCUCAACCUGGCGGGCUCCAUCCUCUCCUGCCAGAACGCUCAGCUGGUCAACUCUUUGGAGGACUGUCAGCUGUGUGGAUGUGUUUUCUCCCCUCCUCCCCCCCAGCUAAAGUUUGAUAGCGAUGGAGUGUGUGUAUGCUGCGAGCUGCAGCAUCAGAGUUCGAGCUGCAACAACCUGGGAGAGACGCUGAAGCUGAAUCCACUGAGGGACUGCAACACCAUACGCCUACGUCUCAAGGAGCUGCUGUUCAGCGUAUGUGCCCUUAACGUCAUCUCCACCAUUGUGUGUGCUCUAGCGACUGCCAUGUGCUGUAUGCAGAUGGUCUCGACUGAUGUGCUUCAGAUGUUCAUGCCGCACAGGGCGCGAGCUCUAAAUGCUGACUGUAUGACCCCCCAUGGAACCAUCCUCCACCAAACACUGGACUUUGAUGAGUUUAUUCCUCCCAUUCCCCCACCACCAUACUACCCCCCGGAGUACACCUGCACCCCCUCAAUGGAUGGACAGAGAGGCCUGCACCUGGAUUUUCCCCAUUCUCCCUUCAGCGCCAUCUAUGGCGUGCCCAUCAACAGCCCAGGGACACUGUACCCAACUGACCUGCCGCCUCCAUAUGAGUCUGUGGUGGGCCAGACCCCUGCCAGCCAGGUCACCACCAGCAUAGAGCAGCAGGCCACUGAAUCCAGUAUGUGUGAAAGAAACACGACUGCAGGACUCAGCACUCAGGCCUCGGUGGACAGUGCAUCACUGAUGGUGUCAGAGGUGGCUGAUCCGGACCAGACUUGUUCCUCAGAGGACUUGUGCUCCCUGGAGGUCCAGGGCUCUGACUCCUCUCCCUAUGGCAUGCCCCACACUGCCCCCAUCGACGGAAGUUGCCCCAGCCUGGAACUUUGUACACGUGGCCAUCGUGGCCUGCCUAACACUGAUGCUCGCCCCAGUGAUACAGGUUACAGCGAGUCCUCACACACGCAGGAGUCUCUGGAGCGCUCUCCAGACUGGUCCUCAGAAAACUUUAGCAAUCUGGAGGAUUCCACGGACAACACACAUCCAUGUGAGGAACUCAGAGCUGCAAAUCACAUAUAUGACGAGCUUGCAUCAGCCAAACAUUUACCAGAGGAGCCACCUAAAGCAUCAACACACUCCCUCAUAAAGGCACGAAUGAUGAGCCGGAAGCUCACACUCCCUGUCACUCUCCCCGCGCCACCUCAGCCCUGCUCCCCCACCUCUGUGGCCUCCUCGGGUGGAACUUCAGGCAUCAGCCCUAUGGCUCCUUCUCCUUCCCCUUCUCCUCCUAGCAGGCCACGCGGCCCCAGGCUGUGUUUCAGUGUUUGGUCACCCUCCUCCACAUCGCAACCGCCCUCUACCUCAGCCCAAAGCGGUAACUCGCCCUCAGAGAGGCCUCGGGUGCUCCGAGCAGCCAGGAGGUACCGAAAACUGGCACGCAUAGUCCGUUCCACCAGUGACCCUAUCUCCUGCUCCUCUACGACAGGAAGAGAAAAUUGUGGCUGCGCCUCUGCAAAUAACCCUGCUGCUGAAGAUUCAACUCACACUUCACCAGAGCAAGAGCCAGCAGACGUUACAUCAGGCAUAGUUGGAGCUAAACUCAGUCACACAAGUGUCAGGAAGCAGCAAAAGGAAGGCAGGAAAGUUGACAUCCACCUUAAACCCCGCGCCCUGCACACACACUCCUCCCACGAACGCCCACAAUCCCUGGCUGACUUUAAGAUGUACAAAGACACCAAAGUACUGGUGGCCAAGUUCCUGGAGCAUUCAAGCUGCAGUCUACCUCCUGAAGUCCAGCAAGUUGUCAACAACAUCAAGUGUGUCAUCAAAUCGGAUGAGAAACACAUGGAGGAGGCCAUUUUUAGUGCCAAUGUCAUAGAUCAGGUGAUGACCCAGCGCAUCAUUGGCAGUCCUAGGAAGCGUGGCCAUGAGGAUCUUCACCUUCAGAGCUGCGGUGCUUUGAGUUCGUCCCCUUCCAUGCGCCGUCCAAAACACCUCCCACAUACAACCAGCGGCUCCACCAACCCACUGGACUCCCCCUCCUCUGAACAAAGCCUUGAGUGCAAAGAAACUAUUCUCUGACCACUCUCGCAACAAGGACUUGGGUCAAAACUCUGAGGGCAUUUCAGGGUACUGGUGUUGCAGCCAUGCUGUGCUGUGCAGUAGAUGUCUGUAGAGUAAUGGAUGACUCUUCCAGCAUUGAAAGAUCAUUUAUUUUCAAAGUGCGACUGCAGCACAGGCAAACUGAAAUGGUCGCAUACUGUAUCCCUAGUGCCCUUUGAGACCGUGCCAAGUCAUCAGCAGAAAUGGUAGCAAACUCAAACUGAGCCUGCCAGUGUCUGUAGUGGCUUCUUUCUCAUCAGAAAAACAAAAGAAUGUUUCUCCCUCAGGGGAUCUGAUCUUUUCUACUGAGUUUCAUCUCCUAAAAAAAAGAAACAAACACAGCUGGUAAGUUUGGAUAUGUGACUCAAAGAAAAAGGAUAUUGUGUUAUCAGUAUUCUUCUUGUCCUCAUAAGAAACAGAAAGAAAUAUGUUUGUAUUAAACUGUGAACUGAACGGACUGGUCAUUACUAGCCAUUGUUUGCAGACUUUGUGGAACUGUUACUGAUAGGGUGGUGGUGAAUAUUUUGUGGUGCCGCUGGUUCAAGAACAUCACAGAUGUGGAUUGUUUAACUUACCUCAUUGUGUUACAAUUCUUAUCAGUGUUACAAUAAAAUAUGAGUUUGUA